This is a messenger RNA of Suricata suricatta (meerkat), 2760 nucleotides long. It is a transcript of the gene MEIOB, whose product is annotated as meiosis specific with OB-fold. Gene Ontology annotation, molecular function: single-stranded DNA 3'-5' DNA exonuclease activity; single-stranded DNA binding. NCBI's taxonomy places the organism in Eukaryota, Metazoa, Chordata, Mammalia, Carnivora, Herpestidae. The transcript has 13 exons. The record is from RefSeq and is a predicted model, not a curated record. Gene Ontology annotation, biological process: resolution of meiotic recombination intermediates. Bases 1073 to 2503 code for a protein of 476 amino acids.
AACUCACCACCCUGAGACCAAGAGUCACAUGUUCUACUGCCUGAGCCAUCCAGGUGCCCCAGAAGGUUGUCUUUGAAACUGGGAGGAGGGCUCAGAGCUCAGGAAGGGGACUUCGGGAGGGAGGUCUCGGUUGGGGGCGUCAGAGGUGGUCAUGAUGGAUCGAAUGUCUGCAGCCUGGAGCCAGCUCAGAGCAGGCCCUCCACAACGGUACCGGUGACGCUGUCACCCUGUUACCGUGCACUGGACUCUUUCUACCCCCGCCUCCUGUUCCCUCUACCCUCUCAAGGAUCUGAGUCAGCGGCCUUGAGGUUGUACACCUCCCGUCCUACAUCUGACCCUCUGUUUUCCUUGCUCCUCUCUGAGGCUCCUGGGUGAGGAGCCAACUCCCAGGAUUCAGAGACACUUCGCCUACAUGUGUUGAGUAAAGAGGUGAAACUGAACAAAUCUACUAGUUUGGUGCAGCUGACAAAGGUUAUUACACGGAAACCUCUUACAGUGAUGGUACCGGGGGAGAGCCACCAUUCCAUAUUUUGAUAUCAUUCGAUAUUAAUUGAGUGCUUCUUAUGUGCAAGAUAGCACUGAAAUACACUCACGAAAAUCUCUGAGGCGCCUCCUCUUCCCUCACGGAGCUUACCAUCCAGAGAUGGGGGUAAAAUCCUCUCCCCACAACAGUGUAGCCAGAUGUGAGGUGUUUGCCAACAAGAGUUUUGCUGAAUUUCUAAAAGUAGGCUUUAUGCUAAUAAGUAUUUAAGUCUGAAAGUGUCCCAUUCAAUCAGCUUUAUCUGAAACUCUAAAUUUGCAGGGUGCUCAAAAGUUGCUAAAUUUACAUGUUUUGGGGACGUGAAAGUUAAAAAUGAAAACCUACCUAUAUCAUUCAAAACUGUAAAAGGACAUUUUGCAGCAUGUUUUUUUACAGGUUUGAUCUGUACUUACUUACAUAUCACUGUUAAAAUAGAAACUUUUCCCAAAGAAUGAAUAAAAUAUCCAAGGGUUUCCUAGAUAAUUUUUUUUUUAAUCUUGGAACUUUUCAUUUAUGCACUGAAGUUAUAUUUUCUAAAAUGUAGAUAAAAGAAUGGCAGACUCUUUUGCAUCAAAGACGUUCACCGCACUUGCAGAUCUGUAUCCAAAUAUGGCUAAUCUGAAAAUAAUUGGUAUAGUUAUUUGGAAAACAGAUGUCAAAGGCUUUCCAGACAGAAAAAGUGUUGGAUCAGAGAGGUUCACCUUCAGUUUUACGAUGCGGGACUCCCCAGCCCAUUUUGUAAAUGCAGCUUCGUGGGGCAGCGAAGGCUAUGUCAGAUCCCUUUCGGACAGCUUUAGGGUCGGAGAGUGCGUGAUAAUCGAAAAUCCUCUGAUCCAAAGAAAGGAAUUAGAAAGAGAAGAAAAAUUCAGCCCGGCAACUCCUGGCAACUGUAAACUAUUGCUCAGUGAGAAUCACUCCACCGUCAGAGUUUGUUCCAGUUACGAGGUCGACUCCAAGCUCCGUGCUCUGAUAUACUUACCUAUUAAAGAGUCUCGGGAUUACUAUUCAUUGGGUGACAUUGUUGCAAAUGGACAGAGUCUAGAUGGGAGGAUUAUUAACGUGCUUGCAGCUGUCAGGUCGGUGGGGGAGCCGAAGUGCUUUACAACCUCAGACCGAAGAAGAGGCCAGAGGUGCGAGGUGAAGCUCUAUGACGAGACGGAGUCUUCUUUUACGAUGAUAUGCUGGGAUAAUGAAUCUAUUCUAGUGGCGCAGAGCUGGAUCCCACGGGAAACAGUAAUAUUUGCCUCAGAUGUAAGAAUAAGUUUUGACAAAUUUCGGAACAGCAUGACAGCAAUGGUCAUCUCAAAAACCAUUAUUACAACUAAUCCAGAUACACCAGAAGGUAACAUCCUGUUGAAUUUUAUAAGAGAAAAUAAAGAAACAAAUCCUCUGGAUGGUGAGAUCGACAGUUAUUUGAAAGAAUCCAUAAAUUUAAAUGCAAUAGUCGAUGUCUAUACAGUUGAGCAGUUAAAGGUAAAAGCUUUGAAGAAUGAGGGGAAAGCUGACCCUUUCUGCGGCAUUCUUUACGCGCACAUUUCUACGCUCAACAUCGACGGCGCAGCCACCGCCGCAGUUCGACACCGGUGCUCGGGCUGCGGAUACGUCAUGAAGGAAGCCUCCAGCACCUGCACCACUUGCAGCAGAGAUUCCUGGGAACCUAAGUCUGUUCUUCUCAGCUUCCACUUGCUGAUUGAUGUCACCGACCACACAGGCACCCUCCAUGCCUGCAGCCUCACGGGAGGCGUCGCUGAGGAGACUUUAGGCUGCACGGUAAAUGAGUUUCUUACAAUGACGGAUGCACAGAAAACAGCACUGAAGUGGCAGUUUCUUCUGGAGAGAAGCAAAAUUUAUUUAAAAAUUUUUGUGUCACAUAGAGCACGGGGUGGCCUGAGAAUCAGCGUGCUCUCAUGCCAGCUUGCAGACCCCACCGAGGCGGGGAGGGACUUGUCCGGGCAAGGACAUACUGAACACAAGCUAGCUUAAGCUCGGACGGGGAAACCAGCUUCAACUCCCUGAAACAAGUUUGAAGAUUAUGGAUGAAUUUGUAUUUUGUUCAAAUGUGGUAAAAAAAAUGUUUCUAUAAAUUGUUAUUAUGUUUCCUUCUGGAGUUGGUUAAGGGAGGCUAAGUCUUAAAUUCUCUCCUACGACCCAGCUCCUUUCUCAGAAGGCCUUUUCUACCAGCUUUGCCCAAGUUAGAAAAUGUUUCCAUGAAUUAAUAAACAAGUUUAAUCUUCCCCAGA